AUGAUAAAUGGAAAGAAUUAUAUAAAAGAAGAUAUUAAUAAAUUUACUAUUCCAUCAACAAUUACUAAAUUAGGAUAUGGAUGUUUUUAUGAAUGUUCAUCAUUAACAUCUAUUAAUAUACCAACAACAAUUACAUCAAUUGGAGAUGGAUGUUUUUCUAGAUGUUCAUCAUUACAAUCAAUUAAUAUUCAAACAACAAUUACAUCAAUAGGAAAUCGAUGUUUUUAUAAAUGUUCAUCAUUAACAUCAAUUAAUAUACCAUCAACAAUUAGAUUAAUAGAGUGUUAUUGUUUUGGGGGAUGUUCAUCAUUACAAUCAAUUAAUCUACCAACAACAAUUAAUGAAAUAAGAAAUCGAUGUUUUUAUAAAUGCUAUUCAUUAACAACAAUUAAUAUACCAUCAACAAUUACAUCAUUUGGGAGAUCAUGUUUCUAUGGAUGUGGUUGUGUUGAAGAAUUAACACAAAAUAAAAGAAUACCAAUAGAGUGUUUUGAUAAUUAA
Molecule: messenger RNA, 501 nt
Organism: Entamoeba dispar SAW760
Lineage: Eukaryota; Evosea; Mastigamoebida; Endamoebidae
Exons: 1
Coding region: 1-501 (166 amino acids)
Source: RefSeq, a predicted model, not a curated record